Molecule: messenger RNA, 474 nt
Organism: Zeugodacus cucurbitae (melon fly)
Lineage: Eukaryota; Metazoa; Arthropoda; Insecta; Diptera; Tephritidae
Product: larval cuticle protein 65Ag1-like
Exons: 2
Coding region: 83-394 (103 amino acids)
Cellular component (GO): chitin-based extracellular matrix
Molecular function (GO): structural constituent of chitin-based larval cuticle
Source: RefSeq, a predicted model, not a curated record
GGUAGUUUUGAAGAGUCAACAGUUAGUCGUCUGAUCUCGCAAUCUGCACAACCAGCACAAAAUUCAAAAACACACAAUCAACAUGAAAUUCGUUAUUGUUUUCGUCGCCCUCUUCGCUUUGGCCUUUGCCGCCCCCGCUGAUGUCGAAGUCGUCGAAUCGAGAUCCGUUGUCGAGCCAGAGAGCUACGACUUUGCCGUGAAGACCAGCGAUGGUACCUCAAAACAAGAAUCCGGUCAAUUGGUUAACGCUGGUGCUGAGGAUGAACACAUUUCUGCCCGUGGUUCUUACUCUUUCGUCGCUGAUGAUGGUCAAACCUACACCGUCACCUAUGUUGCUGACGAGAACGGUUUCCAACCACAAGGUGCUCAUUUGCCCGUUGCACCUGAGGCAUAAGCUGUUACGCCUUAAUUGGACGUGAUCUGUUAUUUGUUUUGAUAAAAAUAAAAAAGAAAUUUGAUUGUUGAGCAAUUAAA